AUGGGUAAUCCAGAAGUUCCAAUUCCAUAUACUCCAACUAAUUCACCAAUUGAAGAAUGGGUUGAGUAUAAUGGUGCUAAUUUCAAAACUGUUACUUGGAAAGUACCAAGUGAUAAAAAAUAUAAAGGUAAAAUUAUUUAUGUACAUGGUUUUGCUGAAAAUAGUAAAGUUUAUACAGAAUAUUUUGAUAAUAUAUCAUUAUUAGGUUAUGAAGUUUUCUUUUUUGAUCAAAGAGGUGCUGGUGAAACAUCCCCUGGUAAAUUGAUUGGUGAAACAAAUGAAAAAUUUGUAUUUGAUGAUUUAGAUUUUUUUAUCAAGAGAAAUUUAGAUGCUAGAACUAAUGAAAAUGAAAAAUUCUUUUUAAUGGGUCAUUCAAUGGGUGGUGGAAUUGUUUUAAAUUAUGGUAUUAGAGGUAAAUAUUUAAAAAAUUUUAAAGGUAUAGUUGCUUGUGGUCCAUUAAUUGAAUUACACCCUAAAACAAAACCAAAUUUUUUAUUAAGAUGGGCGUUACCUCAAGCUGCUAAAUUUAUACCAAAUUUUAAAUUUGAUAGUGGUUUAAAUUAUGAUUUUAUUACUUCAAAUGAAAGAUGGAAACAAUAUAUUAUGAAACAUGAUCAAAAAUUAAUUGGUACUUUUGGUCAAUAUGAUGAUAUGUUUAAAAGAGGUUUUGAAUUAUUAAAACCAGAAUAUGUAGCUAAAUUUGAUAAAGAUAUUUCAGUUUUAAUUGUUCAUGGUACUACCGAUUUUAUUAAUGAUUCAAAAGGUAGUGAAAAAUUUUUCAAUUUAUUACCAAAUGAUGUUGAUAAACAAUUUGAAUUGAUUAAAGAAGGUAGACAUUCAUUAUUUAAUGAAAAUGAUGAAUUAUUUAAAAUUGUUUUAAAAUAUGUCGUAGAUUUUUUAGAUUUAAAAGUUAAAGAAGAAACAACAAGUGCUUAA
This is a messenger RNA of Insectozyma verbasci, 936 nucleotides long. The record is from the annotation of a GenBank genome assembly. NCBI's taxonomy places the organism in Eukaryota, Fungi, Ascomycota, Pichiomycetes, Serinales, Debaryomycetaceae.